AUGCAUUGGACACUCGACGAUUAUAAUAAUUACUAUAAAGAUGAAACUGUUUUCCCGUACUUUAAUGCAUAUUAUAGGUUCAGAGAUCAAGUUUAUUAUAAUAUUACAGAGUCCGUACGUAUUGCCAAUGAGUUAUUAUUAUAUCAGUUCGAUAAUAACACUGAAAAUAUAUUUUAUUUUCUUACUGAUUUAAUCAACGUUUUAGAUAAAAGAAUACCAAAAUGUAACACAUUGGCAAUACUUACACCACCUAAUGCGGGUAAAAAUUAUUUUUUUGACGCAGUCACUUCUUCUUUCAUUAACUAUGGUUUUCUUGGUACGGCAAAUAAAACUAACAAUUUCGCUUUCAUGGAAGCAGCCGGUAAACGGUUGGUUUUAUGGAACGAGCCGAAUUACGAAGCUCACCACGUCAAUGAAUUAAAAGCGUUAUUAGGUGGUGAUUCUUGUCGUAUUUCAGUUAAGUACAAAUCAGAUCAGGCACUUCAAGGUUCUCCUAUUAUUAUUUUAACAAACGAUAAUUUAUCUAUAUUUGGUAUGUCGGCCUUUCAACCGAGAAUUAAUUGGCAAAAAUUAUUGUAUAAUUGGCAAAGUGCACCAUUCCUUAGAAAUUAUGAUUAG
Molecule: messenger RNA, 618 nt
Organism: Macrosiphum euphorbiae (potato aphid)
Lineage: Eukaryota; Metazoa; Arthropoda; Insecta; Hemiptera; Aphididae
Source: the annotation of a GenBank genome assembly